Microcebus murinus (gray mouse lemur) is the source of this 2128-nucleotide messenger RNA. RefSeq names its product X-ray repair cross complementing 2 (gene XRCC2). Gene Ontology annotation, biological process: DNA strand invasion; double-strand break repair via homologous recombination. NCBI's taxonomy places the organism in Eukaryota, Metazoa, Chordata, Mammalia, Primates, Cheirogaleidae. Gene Ontology annotation, cellular component: replication fork; centrosome; Rad51B-Rad51C-Rad51D-XRCC2 complex. The record is from RefSeq and is a predicted model, not a curated record. Gene Ontology annotation, molecular function: four-way junction DNA binding; ATP binding; ATP-dependent DNA damage sensor activity.
AGGGCACUCCCCCCUACGGCGCAUGCUCGCCGCCUCCGCGGCCGAGGCCCGGCGCAGGGCGCACGCGCGCGGACUGGCGGGUCUGACUGGCUGUGGGGACUGCGCAGUCGCUAAAUGGCGUUGGUGGCGGGAAGGUUGAGUUUGUUGUGCGCCGAGCCUUCGUGGCGAUGAGUAGUGACUUCCAUAAAGCCGAGUCUGGGACCGAGCUCCUUGCCCGACUUGAAGGUAGAAGUUCCUUGAAGGAAAUAGAACCAAAUCUGUUUGCUGAUGAAGAUUCACCUGGUCAUGGUUAUAUUCUUGAAUUUCAUGGUCCAGAAGGAACAGGAAAAACAGAAAUGCUUUAUCAUUUAACAGCAAGAUGUAUACUUCCGAAAUCGGAAGGUGGACUGGAAGUAGAAGUCUUGUUUAUUGAUACAGAUUACCAUUUUGAUAUGCUUCGGCUUGUUACAAUUCUUGAGCAUAGACUAUCCCAAAGCUCUGAAGAAAUAAUAAAAUACUGCCUUGGAAGAUUUUUUUUGGUAUAUUGCAAUAGUAGCACCCACUUACUUCUUACACUUUAUUCACUAGAAACCUUGUUUUGUAGUCAUCCCUGUCUCUGCCUUUUGAUUUUGGAUAGCCUGUCAGCUUUUUACUGGAUAGACCGUAUCAACGGAGGAGAGAGUGUUAACUUACAGGAGUCUACUCUGAAGAAAUGUUCUCAGUUCUUAGAGAAACUUGUAAAUGAGUAUCGCUUGGUUCUUGCUGCAACAACACAAACUAUAAUGCAAAAAACCUCAGACUCAGUAGAAGGGCCUUCUGCCUAUAAACGCCCAUGUGAUGUGGAUGUAGACUACAGACCCUAUCUCUGUAAGGCAUGGCAGCAAGUGGUAAAGCACAGAAUAUUUUUCUCCAAACAAGAUGAUUCUAAAAGCAGCAACCAAUUUUCAUUAGUUUCACGUCGUUUAAAAAGUAACAGUUCAAAAAAACAUUUUUUUAUUAUUGGAGAAAGUGGGGUUGAAUUUUAUUGAUAUAUAUCAUAAAAUAUACCUUUGCAGGAUAUUAUUCAAGUCUUAAAAAGUUUUCUUUAAGCUAAAGUGAUUUGAUUGUAAAGUUUUAAACUCUAGGGGAAUUAACAUAACAGUAUUUCUAUACAAAAUGGAUUUCUUAAACUAGCACAAUAAAACUUCAGACUAUUCUGUUUCUAGGCUGUUGAAGAUGAAUCAAAGUGAUAUUAACAAUUAAACUUUGUAUUAAGCUUUUUAAAAACUAAAUAAUAUAUACAUAUUUCAGCCUAAAUAAAAUGAACUUUUAUAACUUUGUGUCACAUUUUUGGAAUUCAGUUAAGUAUUUGUUUAAGAAAGUUUAAGUGCAUUUCUAAUCUCUUAUGUAACUUCUGGGAUUUUGUAAAAUGUUUCCGUAGAGCUGUUUCUUCUAUAUCCCAUAGGAUGAAAACAAGGAUAUACCUACUCAUCUGUCUUUCACACCAAAAACUAUGGAAUGCCAGAGCAUUUUGAUCUGAAUUACACUGAAUUUGAAGAUGAAGUUGCAUUAUGGUUGGGUUUCUGUAUAAUUUUUAAAACACAGGGAAAUAAGAUAUUCACAAAGAACUCUGUGAAGUUUUGAAAUGUUUUGAAAUAUUCCUCUCCUCCUCAUUCAGUGCUAGACAAAUGCUGAAACUCUUAGGACUGUAUGUUACUACUAUUUUCUUACCUAUCAGACAUACCUUGACAUGAACUGAAUCAUUUCCAACUGAGACCUGGGCAGUGGUAGUGAGAAUGGGGAGCAUGUAGUUCAUGGGGAUACAGGGUAAUGGACUGUGGUGGAGGAAGGCCAUUUUAGGAGAUCCAUAAUAUUUAUACAAUUUAAUCCAGGAAAAGAUUAAAUUAUAUUAAUAUUUGAUAUUCAGAUUAACCCCAGCAGUCUCCUUCAAUCUGUAUGUUAGAAUGUCAUGUCAUGCAUGUUAUCUGAAUUAUUUUGUGGGAAAAGUAGAAGGGAUUUACAGUAGUAUUCUUGUGUUUUUGUUUGUUUAUAUGUUACCUAUUCAGUUAGAACUAUUUAACUAUAAAUUCACUUAUGUAACAAAGGUCCUUUUUAAAGGUUUAAAACUGGCUGGGCUUGGUGGCUCACGCCUGUAAUCCCUAGCACUCUG